Molecule: messenger RNA, 924 nt
Organism: Vigna unguiculata (cowpea)
Lineage: Eukaryota; Viridiplantae; Streptophyta; Magnoliopsida; Fabales; Fabaceae
Product: cytosolic sulfotransferase 15 pseudogene
Source: RefSeq, a predicted model, not a curated record
AUGGAAGAUGAACUAAUUCUCUCAUCGCUCGCCAAAGAGAGAGGUUGGGCAAUCCCUGAUCUCUAUCUAUUCCAACAAUUUUGGUGCCCAUCCACUCUCAUAAAAGAGGUAAACAAUUUUCAAAAACAGUUUGAAGCAAAAGACAGUGAUAUUUUUGUUGCAAGUUUUCCAAAAUCAGGCACUACAUGGUUGAAAGCCAUUGCUUUCGCCAUUGUUAAUCGCCAACGCUUCUCCAUUCAUAAUCAUCCAUUGCUUACUUCCAACCCUCAUCAACUUGUGCCUCCUGUUGAACCUGUGUAUCGUGGUGAUGUCGAUUUUCCAACUAUUGAACCAAGACUUUUUGGAACUCACACUCCAUUCCCUUCCUUGCCCAACUCCAUCAUGGAAUCUAAUUCUAAGAUUAUUUAUAUUUGUAGGAACCCUUUUGACACUUUUGUUUCAUCAUGGAUUUACUAUGAUAAAAUUAAGCGUGAGCCUUUGACCACACUGAAAAUUGAGGAAGCUUUUGAAAUGUAUUGUGAUGGGAUAAUUGAGUUUGGUCCAUGGUGGAGUCAUAUGCUAGGUUAUUGGAAGGAGAGCUUAGCGAAUCCAAAUAAGGUUUUGUUCUUGAAGUAUGAAGAUCUUAAAGAUGAUGCCAAUUUUCAAGUCAAAAGAAUUGCAGAAUUUUUGGGUUUUCCUUUCACCCAAGAGGAAGAAAACAACCAAGUGAUCGAAAGCAUAAUCAAGUUAUGUAGCUUUGAGGAGAUGAAGAACUUGGAAGUCAAUAAAUCUGGAAUAAUACACCGAUUUGCGGAUAAAAAGUACUAUUUUCGCAAAGGAGAAACUAGAGAUUGGUUAAAUUAUUUUUCUCCUUCCAUGACAGAAAAAUUAACAAAAAUUAUGGAAGAAAAAUUUGGUGAAUCGGGUUUAUCAUUUAUGAUUUAG